Phyllotreta striolata is the source of this 5405-nucleotide messenger RNA. The record is from the annotation of a GenBank genome assembly. Lineage: Eukaryota; Metazoa; Arthropoda; Insecta; Coleoptera; Chrysomelidae.
CAUCGCAGCUCUGCCGCCCAUCGAGUGCCCCAUUAAACUCACUCUCGAAGCAUAUAGUUGAUCUAUUAAAAACCUUAUAUCGGACACCAUGUGAGCGUAUGUGUGGCUGUCAGUAUGAGGACUUUCACCGUGAUUUCUCACGUCUACCGCUACAAUUUUUCGACUGGGACAGCAUCUGUCGUUGUAGACUUUACACAUGCUGUUCCAAUUCGACUUCGAGCCGAAUAAACCGUGGAUUAUCACAAAAGGGGAUGAGAUACCCCCCUUUCUGAAAGUUGUUUCAAAUGUGGCGUAAGCCAUAUCGAUGGGCUCUAAAGUAUUCGAUGUACUUACACUUGCACAUCUUGAAAUGAGAAAUACUUGUUUGUUAUAUUGAAAUGAAAAUAAUGCUUUCUUGAUUUUUAAAAAUAGAGACAUUUUUCUAUUUGGCAGGUUAUGUUAUGUUUGUUGCUUGUUGUGGUUCGUGACAUUUGACAUUUGACACAUUGUUGUGACAUGUGACUGCGACACUUUUUGACUAAAUUUUUUUUAUGAUUUCUUUACUCAAUUAAUAUUUUAAUUUUAAAUUUGUAAGUUCAUCAUUAGUAUAAAUAAAGCCUUUUACAUUACGGCUAAUUUUACACUUGACAUUGACAGUGACAAGUAAAAGUAACCGCACAACCGCGAUAGGAAAAUAGAUCAUGUGAUAAAAUGAAUGAACAAAAAAAAAUGUAAAUAAUUCAAGCAGCAUAAAGUAAACAUAAAAUGAAGAAAAAUUUUCAAACUACAAAUUAGAGCGAUACAGAAAUUUUAAUUAACAAUAAUGGAUAUAACAGAGUCGUCAACUUCCUUUGAAAAUCUCUACCCUGCUUUAACGCAAUGUUUUGUAAUAAUAAUAUGUGGGUAUUGUGCGGGAAGAUUGAACUGGAUCUCAGAAACGGAAGCCAAAGGAAUAAAUACGUUUAUAGGAACUUUUUCUCUACCUUCGUUAAUUUUUAUGUCGCUCGCAGAAAUAGAGCUCGGACAAGUAAAUUGGACGUUUCUUUUAUCAAUCCUGAUAGCCAAGAGCAUCAUAUUUUUUUCUGUGAUAGUUAUAACCCUUUUGGUUGGAAGGCCUUUGAAGCUCGGUAGGGCUGGAAUUUUCGCUAUUUUCUGCACGCAGAGUAACGACUUCGCUAUUGGCUAUCCCAUAGUCGCCGCUUUAUACAGCAAAUCCCAUCCGGAGUAUGCAACAUAUCUGUACCUAAUGGCUCCGAUAAGUCUGGCGAUUUUGAAUCCCAUAUCAUUCAUUCUAAUGGAAAUCGGCAAGCGUAAAAGAAAUAACAACAACUUGGAGGAAUUGUUAAUAAAUGACGGAGAAAUAAGCGGCCCGAUUAAUUUGCACAAGGAGCGAUUUAAAAUGGCUGUAUCUGUGAUCAAAAAUAUAUUUUUUAAUCCCAUUAUUUUUAUGACUAUUUUGGGAGUAUUGGGAAAUGUUAUUUUUAACCACACUGUGCCCAUAUACCUUGGAGGAACUUUAAAGGUAUUGGGUUCAGCGUUUUCGGCAAGUGCUUUAUUCUUGCUAGGCUUAAGGAUGGUCGGGAAGGUUCACAAACUAACAGGCGCCGCUUUAGUUGUACCAGGAAUCCUAAUAAUGGUGAAACUUCUAGUAUUACCGUUAGUAACGAGAGAAGUGAUAAGCGCUUUACACGCCGGACACAACGAAUCAGAAACAGUAGAUCUUAGUACGUACGGGUUCCUCUACGGGACUUUUCCAUCGGCUCCCACGGUAUUUGUCUUCGCCACGCAGUAUUCCAUAGACGUCGAUUUGAUUGCCAGCGCUAUGGUGGUUUGCACGUUCGUCAGCGCCCCUCUGAUGUUCGUAUCAGCCAAGAUGAUCACCAUAACGAACUGCAGCCCUUUAGAUUACAUCAAGCAACUCGACGCCUUCACGUUGGACAUCAGUAUACUCGGUUUGGUGGCGAGCACCUGGGUGUUGCUCGUGUUUUUUCUUACCAAAAAAAUUCUGAGAGUUCCCCACAAGAUGACGGCGGCGUUGGUCGUCUCGCAGCUGGUAGGGUGUUUGGGCGCGAUUUUGUGGAAUACCUUGGAGGAGAAGGAAGGUUGGGCUGGUUACGUGCAGUUUUCUUUGUUCAGUAUCGGAGUGUACAGCUCGAGAUUGUGGACGAUGAUCUUAGCCGUGACGUUGCUGUUUUUGCAUUGCAGAAGUUUGUGUUUCGUUUUGAAGCUGCAGCCCUUUUUCGUUGCAAUCGGAUGGGGAUUUCCAGUACUUGUAUCCGCUUUACUUUUGGUAUUCGAUACCAGCAGCGGAACCACUCCGUUCGAAAAGAGAAAUCCCAACUUCGUGUACGGAGCCGCCCAAGCAAUCAUAGCCGUGUCUCUAUUAGUACUCUGUUUCGUAGUCACCGUGGGAUGUUUGAUACUACACCAAAGAUACCACCGUCGAUUCGCCCGGUACGUGGACCUUUCUACCGACGUCUUGGACCAGGAGGCUCAAUCCACUCCAGAGGCGGAAACCACCACCGACAUAGCGUCGGCGUUGAGCCCCAGCGCCAGCUCCAGCUCCGAUAGCGGCGUGAGCAGCGUCAAGACGCCGAAAUGUUGCGGCCUGCCCACCAUAGCCGAAGGCUGCUGCGAGGAGAAAGAGAGUCCGGUCGUCGAUAUUGAAGAUAUAUUGGGCGAUUUCGGGAAAAAAGGAAGCGACGGUAGCACGGAAAUUAAAGGAUAUUUGUCGGUGCUGAGCGAGGAAGGGUUGAGUCCAUCGACGGACGGAUUGUGUCCGACGAGGUACGGCUGUGCGGGACCCAGAAGAGAAAUGUGCCAAGGCGUGGUGAGACAGUACCAACAACAAAUCGACGACGAUCUCGAAUUUAUCGAAGAAGAACCGGAAUCUCACGAACCGCAAAUCUUGAGACACAUAGUCUUGCUGAUAUUGCUCUUGUGUUCCAUGUUUGUGGGUAUGUCAUUGUCGAUUUGGACUUUAGUGAUGGAGCAAAUGUCCGGCAUAUACAUCGAACUGUCCUUCCUCGAUGCCACAUUGAAUUUCGGCCAAAGCAUCAUCGUAUUCGCGAUAUUCGGUGUGAAUACGAAGGAAAUCGUCUUGCCGAUGCUGAAGUACUGGCGCAAGCUGUGGUACGGAGCCAAUACUCUGGUAUUGCCCGCUUGGCACGAGCUCAGUCCUGACACCAAACACAUCUGCGAUCAAUUCGUAACGCACCACUUGCAGAAUUGCCGUUUGGCGAUCGCCACCGACAAACGAUGGCGAAUAAAGAUUUACAAGAACGUAUUCUCUGGCGAAGGGUUCGUGGAUUGGUUGAUAGAGGUGGGAUUGGCUCGGGAUCGAGUUGAAGCCGUUAAUUACGCGAGGCAUCUGAUCGAAGGAAAAGUUUUGAGGCACAUUAACGGCGUGUAUCAUUUUUACGACAGAAAUCUUUUGUAUACGUUCGUUUGAACUUUAUUUUAGUUCAAAUGUAUGUAGUUAUAUUUUAAUUUUUUUUUUGAAUCUCAUGCUGUAUUUCGUCUUAGACCAGAGAUUUUGUUUUCAGCUCGUACGUAAACACGUAUUAGAAAUGAUUAUCAGUAUUAGUUUUUGAAUUAAUAAUAGUUUCAAGAGGUUUCAAAUUAGUAAUAACAGUAAAUGCUUCAUAGAACAAGCGUACUAUCGCAUGGAUCAAACCUUGUAAUUUUGUGUUUUUUAUUUAUAUUACUUAAACAUACUAGGCAAGUUUUAAUAUUAUUGAUUUUAUUCAACUGUGGGUUGUAAUUUUAAGACUUAAAUUGUAGUUACCAAAAUGUGUAGAUUACUAUAUUUAUUUAUUUAAAUAUUUUAUUUAUAUGAAUAAUCGUUACUAAGUAUGCUCAAAUUAAUCCAGCAGUGAAGUCACGAGAAUAACACUCGAAUAAACUAUUUAAAUAUCUAAAUUAUCAAGAUUAUCUAAAAUAAAAUGGGAUUUUUCAUAUAUUUGAGGCUGUGGUAUCAUUGCGACAUUAACAUGAACAUACUAUAUUAAUAUACUUUUAUGAUUGUGAUAAAACAAUUUUAAAGAUUGUUCUCAAAUUACUAACUUUCGCAUACCAAAUAUAUUUGUUUCCUAAUGUAUUUCAUUGAUAAAUGUACACGAUUUGCAAGCUGAUUGAAUUCAAAAAGCUUUACAAUAGUGAGGGUCAUUUAGCCAUGAAAUAUUCUAUAGUUUCAGAAUAAUUUUAGCGUAACUAUAAGCAUUAUUGUUGAAUAUAUUUUUAUAAAUAUUCAUUGUUAAUGUUUGACGUAAGGGCACGAUAUAAAAUUGUUCUCAAAAACGACUUGGCUGAUCAUAAAUGUUUCAAAUCAGUUUUGCACUCAUUGUUACACCUAGGUUUUGGAAGAACAACAUUCUUUAUCUAGCUCUAAUUUACUAUUUAAUUUGUGUAUAGUCGACAGCCAUAUGCUAUAUGCAAUAUAAAAAUAGUCUGAAGUAGACAAUAUGAAAUUUAGAGCCAAAAUCUCAAUAUUUUUUUUCAGAUGGGCGUAACAUUUUCAAAUAUCAAUUGUACGAGUAUAACUACUUCAAAGUUUACACCAUCUUUUUUUACCGACAAAAAUUUGAGAUUUUCAGCUCGGCAGUAUACCGCUUACUGUAUUAAAAUUGUUUGGAGAAUCAAAUACAAAGUUGAACAAAAUUUAAGAACUCAUUAUUCAAAACCUAAAUUUUUAAGUUUCCAUUACAUUGAACUGGUAAUUCCUUCACAGUGGCUUUAUUUGCGGAGACGAUUCUGAACAAGAUCCAAAAAUCACUGUAUAAAAUACAAAUAAAAGCCUAUCGAGAAUUGUCUUCGCAAAGGCUACGUUGUUCAUUAAACACUCUCAAAUGGAUCAGGUUUGUUAUAUCUCAAAAGACAAGUUCAUUAAGAAUUCUAUAAUUGAACAAAAGAAAUAAAUCCAAUUAGAUUUUGUUAAAAAUCAGUUAAAAAAGUAGCUACUGUCACUGUUUCUAUCCGUAUAUUAGAAAUAAAAUAUAACAUCGACAAUGUUAAAAUUCUUUAUUCAAAUUACGAUUUUAUCGUCCCUGUCUCAGGUACACGCAAGUUAUGUAUGUAUACGAUUUUAAUAUCGAUUUCUAAAACUACCAAAGUCGAAUUGAAUAAAAAAUCUUGACAAAAUAAAAUAAAACGUUAAGUCCGUAGGAUUAUGCAAAAUAAAAAUUUAUUCACCUGCAUUAACGAGUUCAAUUACUUGUAUAUAAAUGCACAUCUUUAGGGGAAAUACAACGGAGACCUUUUUCGUUAUUUUUUUUUUUUUUUUAGUUAAGCGACGGCGUGAUGUUAUCACACCAAUUUACCUCGAUAUUUGGCCACUUCGUUUGGAGGACUGUCAACAUCGGAUUGGACUCGCAAACCGACUUUAUAUCAGACUCCAACAAUAUAGCCGAACCGACGUGAUAUUGAAC